Molecule: messenger RNA, 735 nt
Organism: Dacryopinax primogenitus
Lineage: Eukaryota; Fungi; Basidiomycota; Dacrymycetes; Dacrymycetales; Dacrymycetaceae
Exons: 1
Coding region: 1-735 (244 amino acids)
Source: RefSeq, a predicted model, not a curated record
AUGGUUGGUAAUGCGGGUAGCCUGGUCGCCAACACUGCGAUCAACACCCAGUCUGCCGAUCCUGCAGACUCGAACGACUCCACCCUCAUCCAGCACCAACACAUCAAAUCAACACCUCCCUGUUUGAGGGUAGUCCGGCUGUCGUUACUGGUGCCAGAUCCUGCAGACUUGGGCGUCUUGAACAUCGUCUUGCCUCCACUCGCCGUAUCGGCCCUUGCUACCUUGCUCCGGGAAAGCCAGGACGCGGCCUCUGCGACCACCACUCGCUCGUCUCUCAUGGUCUCUACCCUCCGUACAGGCACUCUCAACCCUUCUAGCUCACCUGCUCCUUCGUACCACACGCGAUUGGACAACUCUGAUACUGAAUCUACUCACUCUGACUGGAACAGUGGAGAUUCACACGAGCACGAAGAUCAAGAGCAGGACGAGGAGGAUGAACAAGAGAGCAGGCAUGAUGAUGAGCCCUUACCUGUGUAUCGUCAUCCACCCCCCUAUACUCGCACUGCCGUUCCAACAACAUCCUCCGCUGCGCCAAGUCCAUCUCAUUCACCCCGUCCCUCUCCACCCCCCUCACAUCGCAAAGUCAACCCGAUCAAGCCCCCCCCUCAGUGGAUCAUUCCAUCAAGGGCCGAAGUGCAUGCAGCUGUAGCAGGUAUAGAGGAGAGAGGGGAUCCUUCUCCUUCGAGGAUGAUGUGGGAGGAUGAACCCUCGACCUGCACUAAGACCCUUUCCUAA